This is a messenger RNA of Colletotrichum higginsianum IMI 349063, 324 nucleotides long. RefSeq lists its product as uncharacterized. The record is from RefSeq and is a predicted model, not a curated record. The transcript has 2 exons. Lineage: Eukaryota; Fungi; Ascomycota; Sordariomycetes; Glomerellales; Glomerellaceae. Bases 1 to 324 code for a protein of 107 amino acids.
AUGUCAGCAGCCGGAUCAAGCGCAUACGAAUCCUCUUAUGUCCGCCACUGCAGCAUCGGGUCAUGCAGCGCAGCCGUUCUCGUUGGCAUGUUACAUUGGCUGAAGAAGAAUCUGUUCACGCCCCUUGCUUGUCCUAGCCCUCGUGGCACCGGAGCCGAUGAAGCCCGCAGCAGUGAUCCUUCUUCUCUGUCGAAAUGGAGUCUUCAAAGUAGGAUAUCACCGACACCACAGAGCUCCCGCGUUCGACGGGCGAUCCGAGCAACCGAGGAGGACCUUGCUCCGAUCGUUGUCGAUGACAGCGCCAAGGGAAACGGUCAGCAGUAG